UAUCCUUUGGUUUAUUCUAUGAUUUUAGAAAUGGCGAGAAAUUCUAGUUCUCAGAAAUUGCCAGAAAUGAAUGGAGAAAAUGUUAGGCCAAUAUCAGUGGCAAAUACUGGACACGGUAGCAAUUGCAAAGAGGAGGUCUUAAAAGAUAUUCCGAAUUCUGGGUCAGCACAGACAAUGAAUCCGUCAAAGAAAGAGUCAAGUACUCAUGGCGAGGGCAGUGCUCCAAGCCCAAAUGAGACAGAUGGAAUGAACGGCUGUGACAGUGAACCUUCAAACGAUACUAGAACAAAUAAGACGGUGGUAGGUGAAGAAAACAAUGCCGACGAAGAAGAAGCAGAGCCAAAGGAUGAGAUUGAUGGCAAUGUUGUCACGAGAUUUUUCCGUGAAUUUAUCGAAGGACAUGAUGAUGAAAUUAAAACGUAUAAAGUGCAGCUAUACAGUUGCAAUCAAUCACCUGAAAUAAAAGGAGGUUUUUUAAGAAUGGAAGUUGUUGAUAACGAUCGACUACAAGUCACUACAACUGGUUUUAGAGAAGAUCCGCAAACAAUUUGGCUGACUCAUUACACACUCAACGAAGACCUUAACCAGUUGGUCAUAUUUGAAAACGAAAGUUGCAGUAGAAAAACGAGGGCGAAAUGUGUUCUUUUUACGCAACACGUUGGAGACUCUGAAGAAUACAUCCUUACCGGGAAGAAGGUCAACACAAUACCGGUGAGACUGCGCGAAUUUGACCCGGAAAUCGGCUUCGUAAAGAAGCCAAAAGCAGUUGGGAGCGAGCUUCUCGUUCUCAAGUCAAUGUUAACCAGCAAGGAAAGGCCGUUGAUGGUUGGUUUCGACGGAGCAGGCCAGCCUAUUCCACUUAAUAAAGUGCAAAAAUAUUCUGCCGAUUUUCAGGCAUUUUUCAGGAUUCUAGAAGCUCGAUAACUUUGACCUUCGACCUACGGCUUCAACCUAGCAACAUUGAUUUUAAGAAAGUUGGCAACUAAACGUCGUUUGUAUCCGAAAGGACGGAUAUAUAGGACCGUGGGUCGUUAUUUAUUGUGUUUUUAAGAGUGGUGUAUUAAUUUCACGUAUGUACCUUUGAAGGUCAUGUCCAGUCAAGAUUACUGCGCUGCAUCGCAUCGAUUCUAGUCUAGUCUAGUCAUGAUACGGACAGUUUGUCAUAUUUCAAGAAAUAUAUAACAGCUCAAAAUGUAAUAAUAUUCUUAUAAGUUUGCU
Molecule: messenger RNA, 1218 nt
Organism: Dendronephthya gigantea
Lineage: Eukaryota; Metazoa; Cnidaria; Anthozoa; Malacalcyonacea; Nephtheidae
Exons: 4
Coding region: 19-924 (301 amino acids)
Source: RefSeq, a predicted model, not a curated record